This is a messenger RNA of Stylophora pistillata, 1711 nucleotides long. RefSeq names its product CD2 antigen cytoplasmic tail-binding protein 2. Lineage: Eukaryota; Metazoa; Cnidaria; Anthozoa; Scleractinia; Pocilloporidae. The record is from RefSeq and is a predicted model, not a curated record. Gene Ontology annotation, cellular component: U5 snRNP. Gene Ontology annotation, molecular function: protein binding.
UCUGGAUAAUACUAUGCACUUCCACCAUUUUACUUUUGCUUUCUGCAAGCACAGUAUGUCGAAACGUAAAGUGCAGUUUGCAGAUAAAGAGAGCGAGGAGAUUCAGAUAGAAUCUACCUCAGCAAGAAUUAAAGCUCACUCUCUGGACAGUGAUGAAGAAGGUGAUGACGACGGUAGAGGUAAAGAUGAUGAAAAGUAUGUUUUGCGCGAGGAGGAUUUGGAAGGGCAAGAAGACGCCACGAUCGACUUCGACGAAGGAAUCAAGAUAACGCCGUUUAAUUUGAGGGAAGAAAUGGAAGAGGGCCACUUCGACGCAGAGGGAAACUACUUUGAGAAAAAGGAGGAAGUUAUUCGAGAUGAAUGGCUGGAUUCGCUGGACUGGGUCAAAAUCAAAGAACAAGGUGACAAGCAUCAGAAGGAUAUUAGCAACGGUAACGAUAGUAUCUUCGAAGAUGCCGACGAACCAGGCGAUCAAAUUCAAGCAAUGAAAGAUAUUCUAGACAUUAUUUUACCCGGUGAAACUGUUUUGAAAGCUCUCAGACGUCUCGGUGGAAAAGAAAGCGGUCGUAGUUCGUCUGCAAGCGCACGUUGGCAACCAAAAUCGAAGAAGCCGAAGGCUGUGGAGAACGAAGGUUCUGAAGAGAACAAACAAAAUCUUUUAAAACUCACUGAACUAGCAGAUCAAUUGCUGCAGAAGGGUUACUUCGGUAUUUAUCAAGAUACCUAUGAAAAAUUGGCUCACAAAAUUAAAACUAUGCAAGAAAAACAGCUGGAAGCUGAGGAAGAUGAUGCUUUGGAGGCUGCUUUUAGACAGGGGGGAGGUGAGAAUGAAGAAACAGUCAUGGAGACCGAGAGUUCUGAGAACAUCAAAACAGAAUCAGGUAAUGAAGAUGAAGUUUAUUGGCACUACAAAUGGGAAAACACAAAAGAUGCUACUGUUUAUGGACCAUAUUCAUCAACAUACAUGCUAAUUUGGAAUGACCAGGGGUGUUUUGGAGAUGGAGUGUGGGUGAGAAAAGUUGGUGAAGACAGUGGGCCAUUCUAUAACUCAAAACGGAUUGACUUUGAGCUGUACACUUAGGAUCUAUGGGGCUGAUGUAUCUUUUUUAUGUGGGGUGUAAAUGUUUUUGAAUUUUGAAACAGAUGAAAUGUGGUAUCAAGGGUAAAGUUUGAACUGUAUCAUAAAUUAUUUGUACGUAAAUGUUGAGCUGAUGUCUGUCGUAGUGAGGUUCAGAGUAACUUACAAAUUCUUUUUUCCUGUAGGCUCUUAUUUUAUGACCUGUGGUUCUGGUUGCAAGGCUGUGCUCUAGCAGUGCCCGGUGGCCCCUGGGGCCUUACUUUUGCUCGUCAGCAACUUGGAAAGUUUAGUUUUUUCAUACAAAGCAUAUGCUGGGUACCCUGGAUUUCACAGUUUUAGAGCACUGGGCUCCAUUCAAUUUUCCAUAGAGCACAGCCUUGGGUUGAAGUGUAGAUUGGACUACUAUAUCCCUUAAGAAAGGUUAACCCUUCGACUCCUAGAAAUGAUUGACAUGAAGUUUCUCCAUCCAAUAUCUAUGCAUUAUCCAGUUAACAGGUAAUGGGAGAGCUUAAAAGUUGUUUUUCUGAUCAAGCAAAUUCUUGGAACCAUUAUACAAGUAAAUGUGUAGCAGUUAGAGGGGAGAAUUAACUAUCAGGCCCCAGUUGUUCGAAGGAUGGAUAACGCUAUACACUG